AUGGCUGAUAUUGAUCGAUGGUAUGAAGAGGACUCUGAGCUGCUCGCAGGUGGUAAGUUCAUAGCAUUGGUGGUCUCCGAUAACGACGAGGACGAGUCCGGGGUCGAGGAAGACUCCAAUGUGCAUCGCACGCCGAGGGGACAGCCCAAAAGAGCCGGAAGUGGCCCCAGCAAGAUCAUCAGAAGCCCUGAAUCUGUAGGACCGGCUUCCGCAAACGCAAAACACAAAAGAUGGUCCAUCAUCUCGAGCAGCUCCAAAAAAAGGUGGUCGUCGCUAUCUUUUGCCAGUGAAGAACGGCGUACGAGUCCCGUCACGUCGUCGUCGAAAAAAAGACGUUCUACGGCUAGUAUGGACCCAAUAGAUCAACAGAUCACCAAUGGCAAUGGCAAUGGCAAUGGAAACAGUGGCAACGACAACAAACCGGCCAAAAAUAGCCCCGCCAGUGUCGCCCCCAAUAACACAAACAUCAUACCCGACGGAGAGAACAGCACAACGUCCUCGAGAAGAGUGUCUAUAUCUUCUGCGAUGUCCUCGCUACAAAGAAGCUCCACCAGCAACUCGCUGCGUCAAAUGUUUGGGAAAAUAGCUAUCCAGGACGAGGAAAAGGAAAACAAGCCAGUGGUGAAGCGGUUUAUAGGUAAACUAUCACCACGCGGCAACCAAUCACGGUCCACGUUGGGACAACUGGACACAAAUGUUUACGCAGGACUCAGUUCCCGUAAUCCUCAUGCCGAUACCGCAAGCAUAGUUUCAGGAAUGAGCAUGUCCUCUAGGUCAUCGGUUUCUUCGGCUUCAAGGUGGAAAUUCUGGAAGAGGCAUUCAGAUGCAUUUGAUCAAAGCUCUUCUUCCGCUUUGUCCUCACAACAAGCGAUGCAUUCAAAUGGCAGCUUGUCAUCUCGUAGAUCACAGUCGUCUUUGAAACAGAAAUCCUCUCAUUCAUCCUUGAAGAAGCUAAGUUCGCAUAGAAAUUCAGUAACGAGUGAGUCCAUCUCAUUACCGAUUCCAGAUCAAGUUUCAAGAGACAAACUACGCACAAAACUUCGCAAUUCAACUUCUAUCAUGUCAAUGCGGUCAGCAGUAAUACCAGAAGAACUUGAAGAUUUCCAGAUGUCGCAGCUUUUAAAGCUGUGUGACCAAAGUGAGCCAAUACCAAUCGACAAGCUGAUACCAGAAUGGUCCAAAAUGUCAAGGAUUUCCAAACACGUUCUAAGAAACGACGAAUUUGUUUACAAAUGUCUACCUUUGGAGGAGGACGAUUUUACUCAUAACAAGAACAUACGAGUUAAGGAGCUCGAGCUUCUGAGCCUAUUCAGCGGCACGCCGGGCUUCACCCAACUCAUUUCUUGUCAUUUGGCUCUUAUCAAUGGUGUUUCUACGAUCAUUUGCAAACUGAAGUACGCAGGCGUGCCAUUGAAGAAUAUUAAAAGUCCUAGCUGGUCAGCGACGCUUAAUAUUUGGUGGCAAUGUGCUGUUAUUAUUUAUGCUGCAGAGACAAAAUUUCAAUUUGAACAUCGGGAUCUGCAGCUGGAUCACAUUCUGGUGGACAGCAACAACAAUGUAACAUUUUGCGACUAUAAAUUGUCGCGUGCAUCAAAUGGAUCGGUUGUUUACUACACGAGACUAGACCAUCCACUUUUUUUCCAGGGACGUGGUGAUUACCGUUAUGAGGUUUACAAUACUAUGCGACACUGGUGUGCUGACAAUUGGUCUCGUUGCGAUUCUCGUAAUAAUCUGUUGUGGUUACAUUAUCUGGGAGUUAAACUGAUCGAAGGACAAAAGGGAAUGGCUCAUGAUGCCCAAUAUUCAGAAUUGCUCAAACUACUAGCUCAAAUAAAUCCUCAUCGUCGCAGAAAAUCUUUGUUUGGUAAAACCGACCAAAUCUUGAGUUGCGGCGAUCUCAUGAGGCUUCGCAAAUGA
Molecule: messenger RNA, 1917 nt
Organism: Lachancea sp. 'fantastica'
Lineage: Eukaryota; Fungi; Ascomycota; Saccharomycetes; Saccharomycetales; Saccharomycetaceae
Source: the annotation of a GenBank genome assembly